Molecule: messenger RNA, 1617 nt
Organism: Spea bombifrons (plains spadefoot toad)
Lineage: Eukaryota; Metazoa; Chordata; Amphibia; Anura; Pelobatidae
Product: ryanodine receptor 3-like
Exons: 11
Coding region: 1-1617 (538 amino acids)
Biological process (GO): intracellular calcium ion homeostasis; calcium ion transmembrane transport
Cellular component (GO): smooth endoplasmic reticulum; sarcoplasmic reticulum membrane; sarcolemma
Molecular function (GO): ryanodine-sensitive calcium-release channel activity
Source: RefSeq, a predicted model, not a curated record
AUGACGAGGCGGCUCCGCGUACAGCACUGCGGAUUAUUCCUGCGGUUACGGGAUAAAUGGCAGAAAACCAGAGACCUGGAAGGAGCUUUUUCAGCAUCUCUGGCUGCAGAUUAUUGCGCCGGCCUUUGGGAUUUGGUGAAUUCGGGGUCGAGCUCCCUGUUUUUCUUCAUCGCCGCGGUAACCUUGGCCUCCAUCAACCACAAGUCCGGCUCGGCGAUCGCUGCAGCGAGUCGCCACUGCACAUUAACCCUUGUAUCCCCACAAGUCUCAGACUGCUACCAUCACAAAGAGGACGAGGAAGAGGAGGAUACUUCAUGGACAGGUCGGCUCCGAACAUUGGUAUACAAAAUUAAAGGCCGCUCAAAGACAGAAGAACAGGACCCAGCAGAGGAGGAGGAGAAAUCCCCAACCACAUUGAAGGAGCUCAUAUCGCAGACCAUGGUGCGUCGGGCUCAGGAAGACCACAUCCAGGACCCUGAACUUGUGCGCAUUAUGUUCAGCCUUCUUCGUCGACAGUAUGACAGCAUCGGGGAGCUCUUACGGGCCAUGAGGAAAACCUACACCAUCGGCGCCGCCUCCGUGGAAGACACUAUUCAUUUGUUGGCUUCUCUGGGACAAAUCCGCUCUCUGCUCAGUGUCCGUAUGGGCAAAGAAGAGGAGAUGCUGAUGAUUGAUGGUCUUGACGACAUCAUGAACAACAAAGUCUUCUAUCAGCAUCCAAACUUGAUGCGUGUGCUGGGGAUGCAUGAGACGGUGAUGGAGGUCAUGGUGAACGUGCUGGGAGGUGACAAGUCUCAGGCAGUAGAAAUUGCCAAAGAGCAAGAGGACAACCUGAAGGCCGAAUCCGAGAAGGCUGACAUGGAAGACGGCGAGAAAAAGAACAAAGCUAAGGCAGAGGAAGAGUCUGAAUUCCUUGAAAGCAAGCAGGGUCAAAUCAAGAAGAGAAGACGCGGCCAGAAGAAAGAGGAGCCGGAAGCAUUAAUGGCAAACGUCCUGGCCGGCUUGGAGAUCUUCCAAACUAAGAUGUUGAACUACCUGGGCUGGAAUUUCUACAAUCUCAGAUAUCUGGCCCUGUUUGUUGCUUUUGCCAUUAACUUCAUCCUGUUGUUCUACAAGGUAAAGCACUCGCUAGAAUAUGGUCUCUUUAAUGUUUCUCUGGUCGUCGGUCAAAGUGUGAGGAACCUUCUCGCGAAGAGCCAGACAACGACUCGAAGGUGUGAGGAGGAGGAGGAUGCAGACGAAGGCACGGUUUAUUUUGUGCUGCAAGAGAACACCGGUUACAUGGCUCCGACCCUCCGCAUCCUUGCUAUCAUCCAUAAUGUAAUGUGGUUUCUCUGCGUUAUUGGAUAUUACUGCUUGAAGGUUCCUCUUGUGGGAUUGAAACGAGAGAAAGAAAUUGCUCGCAAUGUGGAGUUUGACGGUCUGUACAUCACGGAGCAGCCGUCAGACGACGACAUCAAAGGGCAGUGGGAGCGGCUCGUCAUAAACACCCCGUCGUUUCCUAAUACUGACUGGGAUAAAUUUGUCAAGAGGAAGGUAAGUAACGUAACUGUCCACAUUUGCUUGCGAUUCACUUCUCUAGCGGUGCGCUUAGUGGUUAAAGCAAUCAGUAUUUAA